AUGGAGGCGCACUCGCAAGAGGCGCACGGCGAGAUGCCCGACUCACAGCACCAAGACGCAUCAAACAAUGCGCCCUCGCCCGCGCCUGCGCCCGAACCCGAGCCCGAGCCCGUGUCCGCCGCAAAAGUGCCUACGCCCAUAAUUGCGCCCGAUACGGCCGUCGACCGCUCCUCAGAGGACAAUGUUGGCCCUGCUGUUCGAUUCAAGUCUACCGUCCAAGAAAUCGACCCACAUCAUCCUUUGUCUGAAUCAGCAGCCCCUGGCGGCGACAAUGCCAGUGAAUUCGUGACGCCCGAGGAUAUCAGGUCUCUUUCCAAGUCGCUCCAGGGACACCGUCUACAAGAACGGAGAAUGACCAAUUUCGCCUUUGAGCCGUACUCGUUGCCGGCCUCCAGAACUGUCUCCCAUGAUGACGAUUCCAGAGACGCCAGCCGACAACAGACGCAAAGUUCGACAAGUAUCCCCUCUCCUCGCCUUGGACCAAGAGGGGCCGAGGUGCAAUCGCCGCCUUUGACACCAGCAGGCACGGACGGCACGUCGGAAACAAAGCCACUCGAUCCUGCUAGAGAUUCAGAAAAGGUGGCUCACAAGCGCGAUGUCAUCACCCCACAAGAGUCUGGCCAAGAGACGUCCCCACAACCUGCUACCAGGAGGCUUCCCCAUCGACAAUCGUCCGAAGAAGGAAAACGAUCUACGUCUGAGUAUCUGGGUGCGUCAGACCACAGGAAGGGCAUGUUUUCUGUCGGCCCAGGGUCACUACCAGUGUCGAGGGAAUCCAGCCCAAAUCGUGCCUCAGCGUUCUACUCCCGCCCUUUCACGCCAUCUGGAGAUGCCGACAACCCAUACGCCGCCAGCAAGCGCCAGCCCCAAGCGAAGAUUGAGCCAAGAUUCGUCUUUUCCCGUAAGAAGGGGAAGAUUUCGCCCAGCUCGUCGACAUUGAGCCUACCAAAAACGUCUACUGAGAAGCGGCAGUCGUCCGGACUUCUGAGUGCCCUGGGCAAGAAUAGCGACAUGUACCAGACAGACAGCCACGGGACAACACACAGUCGCCAAGGUUCUAUGUCAGAUCUGAAGCGGUUCUUCAAGAUGGGCGGGCAUCACAAGGCGAAGCGAGCAGCGUCCCCAGCGGCCAGCAUUCGCUCAGGUUACAGAACCCCACCGGGCUCGAGAUCAACUUCGCAAAUACCGUUUGGUGACGACCACGGCCUGACGUCCAAGUAUGGAAAGCUGGGCAAGGUUCUCGGCUCCGGCGCUGGUGGCUCGGUGAGAUUGAUGAAGCGGAGCGAGGAUAAUACCGUCUUCGCGGUGAAAGAAUUCCGCCCACGGCAUUCCUACGAGACAGAAAAGGAAUAUGUCAAGAAACUGACGGCUGAGUACUGUAUUGGAUCUUCUCUGCACCAUGGGAAUAUCAUCGAGACCCUGGACAUUGUACAAGAAAAGACCAAGUGGUUCGAGGUCAUGGAGUACGCGCCGUACGAUCUGUUUGCCAUUGUCAUGACGGGCAAGAUGUCACGCGAAGAGGUAUCAUGUUGCUUCUUGCAGAUCCUCAGCGGCGUUACAUAUUUGCACAGCAUGGGCCUUGCUCACCGGGAUUUGAAACUCGACAAUGUUGUGGUCAAUGAACACGGCAUCAUGAAGAUUAUCGACUUUGGCAGUGCACAUGUGUUCAAAUAUCCUUUCGAGAACAAUCUUGUUCUUGCUUCAGGAAUCGUCGGCUCUGAUCCAUAUCUUGCUCCGGAGGUUUACGAGGAGCGGAAAUAUGACCCAGCGGCUGUUGACAUAUGGUCCUUGGCCAUCAUCUACUGCUGCAUGAGUUUGCGCAGGUUUCCCUGGAAGGUCCCGCGCCUGACCGACAACUCCUACAAACUCUUUGCAGCAGACCCGACUCCUGGGCACGACCCAAAGAAGCUGAUCCUGCCCCCAGUCAAGUCAGAAAGCGCAUUGCACGACAUGCCGCAGAGAGACAUGUUCCCGCACGACCCUGAAGACAAGGGCAAGUCCGGCCAGAAUGGCGACAAGGCUUCUCACCGCGAAGAGAAGCCUUCCGGCGAAGCGUCGACGUCGACGUCGACAGGCGAGAAAAAGGAGGUAAUUCGCGGCCCUUGGAGAAUCCUGAGGCUGCUGCCAAGGGAAAGCCGCCAUGUCAUUGGUCGGAUGCUUGAGAUAGACCCGAAGAAGCGGGCCAACAUGGAGGAUAUUCUUGAGGAUAAUUGGGUGAGCAACACUGUGAUCUGUCGGCAGUUGGAACAGGGGAAGGUGAUAAAGGCCGACGAUCACACGCACGUCUUGGAGCCCCCGUCUAGCUCGAACGCCACCAAGUAG
Messenger RNA from Diaporthe citri, 2322 nucleotides. RefSeq lists its product as uncharacterized. The record is from RefSeq and is a predicted model, not a curated record. Gene Ontology annotation, biological process: intracellular signal transduction; protein phosphorylation. The coding region runs from base 1 to 2322 and encodes 773 amino acids. Gene Ontology annotation, molecular function: ATP binding; protein serine/threonine kinase activity. The transcript is spliced from 4 exons. NCBI's taxonomy places the organism in Eukaryota, Fungi, Ascomycota, Sordariomycetes, Diaporthales, Diaporthaceae.